AUCCUUCGAUCCAGAGAAAGAGAGAGAGAGACCCUUCACCAAUAAAUACAAUUACCCUCCACCAAUUCAACCCAACACCCUUUCAAUCUCUAUAUAAACAUCCAUUCAUCUUUCCCCUUCAUUCACUCCCAACAAUGGAUUGCUUAGUCCUCCUCCUCCCCUGCUACGUCAUGAAGAGACGACGCCGGAGAACCGCCCCACGCCUCCCCUAUCGCCGCCUCAACAAAUCGGAGAGCCUGGUAAGGGUGGUGGUGGGAAAGGAGAGGACAGAAUUCCUGGUAGACCCAUUUGUGUUAGAAGAAAACCCUUUUCGGGUUCUGAUGGAAAAGGGAAGAUUCGAAGAAAAACAGGGGAAAAGAAGAAGGGAAGAACACAUAAUAUUUGUCGAUGUUGAUGCUAUUUUGUUCGAGCACUUCCUUUGGCUCAUCUACAACGAUUCUUCCUCUUUGCUUACCCUCAAUCUAGACGAAAUUCUCCACUUUUAUUCUCAAGAUUUUUAACUCAAUAAUCAGAAUAAUCAUGAGUUUACGAUCAAUGAAUACUAUUUCUUAGAA
This is a messenger RNA of Cucurbita moschata (crookneck pumpkin), 554 nucleotides long. RefSeq lists its product as uncharacterized. Bases 135 to 500 code for a protein of 121 amino acids. The transcript has a single exon. Lineage: Eukaryota; Viridiplantae; Streptophyta; Magnoliopsida; Cucurbitales; Cucurbitaceae. The record is from RefSeq and is a predicted model, not a curated record.